Rhodofomes roseus is the source of this 3474-nucleotide messenger RNA. RefSeq lists its product as uncharacterized. The record is from RefSeq and is a predicted model, not a curated record. Gene Ontology annotation, biological process: stabilization of membrane potential; potassium ion transmembrane transport. The transcript is spliced from 9 exons. Gene Ontology annotation, cellular component: membrane. Gene Ontology annotation, molecular function: potassium ion leak channel activity. Bases 267 to 3287 code for a protein of 1006 amino acids. Lineage: Eukaryota; Fungi; Basidiomycota; Agaricomycetes; Polyporales; Fomitopsidaceae.
GGUCACCUGACAUGUCAAUGUACAGGCGUUCUCCGUCAGUAGGCGCCGGGGCGGCUACACAGUUCACGGUGCAUUCAACUGGCUAAAUGUGGCCUUCCCAACUUAGCUCUGUCCACUUCGGUCCUGCUGCGUCUUUCUGACUUCGAGAGGAAAUAUACAAGGGUACCUCAUGGUUUACGGGUGACGGUCGCAUAGGGACACGCAGUGACGAUCAUGUACCACUCUUCCGCGUAGUAGAUCACACCACACCAAAUCCGCUCUACACCAUGGGAUUCAGCUUGCUGAUAAAUAUAGCCUUGCUUCUGACAAGGAAUAGCAGGGAAGAAGCCCCCCGAGACGUCGAGAAACAGGACCUUCCACCAGCUCGAGAUCGUAGGCCAGCCGAGGCGUCGUCGGACGAUGAAGCAAGCCAUCACACUCCGCAUUCGACCUCAAGCUCUCGUCCAUUACGAAACACUGAGGAUCAUAGCAACGUCCCUUCGAUUACGGGCUCAAAGCUGGACCCCAGUCGUACCUUGACUUGGUCCAGCUCGUCGGACCCACUGAAGCCGACUUUGCUUUCUCGUGCGAGGACUCUCUUCUUCCCCAAAGCGAAGCCUGGAGAGACGGAACGCUAUGUUCCCCAAUAUCGAUACUCACCUAUCAUCUCUGGCAUCAUCAUACCGUUUUCUAUCCUGCUCGAGAUACCUGGUCUCACCGAGCGUUGGUACAUCCGGACAGAGGCCAAUCAGACGGUGGACGUUCGAAAAAAUCCUCCGCUUUUAGACGUGGGCCUGGCUCUCUCAAUGGCAUGCGCUGUCUUCGCGAACAUCUGUCUCAUACUGAGGUUCGCAGAGAAGCGGAUCAGAGCUACCACCCUCUGUUGUAUCUUGUUCCUAACAAUCCACGACGCUAUUAACAUUGCCGUUGUGACUGCGUUCGGCGUCAUCCACCGAGUCGAUGACGGCUUCACGUACGGACAGUCGUUCUGGAUGACGCUGUGCUCGACCAUAGUCUCCACUAUCACGAAUCUGAGUCUCAUCGCCGACUAUGUUCGCACCAAAGAUUUCGCCAGCAGCGGCAGCGGCUUGACACGCAAGCAACGAUCGCUAGUCAUUCUGGUUAUCAUCCUCCUAAUGUACAUCGCUCUUGGGGCGUUGAUCAACUCGGUUAUGAUCUCGCUCUCCUACAUCAACGGCCUCUAUUUUACCGUCGUCUCCAUCGAGACCAUCGGCUUUGGUGACAUCCUUCCCCGCAAUACAGGCAGCCGUGUCUGGGUAUGUGUCUACAACGUAUUUGGGAUUGUCAUCCUCGGAAUCGUCAUCUCGCUCUGCCGCGACACCGUCCUGGAGGGGCUCGAAAUCGGGUACCGCAAGCGUCUCCGCGAGGUGCGUGCACGCCGGCGGGAGGCACGGCGGUUCCGGCGCUGGCAGACGCGCUGGCGCCGCGCGAUCGAGUGGCGCCUCCGCCAACAGGGAAGCCCCGUGUGGGUGUUGGACGCGCAGUGGCGCGAGGAGCAGGGCGUACGCUUUGUUGGGCUCGGCGGGGGCAUGGCGGGGGCAGGCGAGGAGUCGUGGGUGAUACGCCUCCUCAAGUUCCCGAGGCUGCGUAGCCCGCCGGAGGACCCCGCCGAUCGCGAGACGAAGCACGUCGUGGGCCACCCGUUCGGGAAGCACAUGAACAUCAACGCGCUGUCGGACGAGCAGCUGCACGCCGCGGCGCUCGAGGCGGGCGUGCCGCUGAAUAUGUUCGUGGACUUCAGUCCCGCGCACAGGGUCGUGCAUGGCGAAUCGAUCGGCGCUUUGGCGAGCGACGGGUGGCCCACGCACGUCGGCACUCCGACGGACGCGCAACUCGGGCGGAUGGCUUCGAUGCUCACGAAGAUGGCUUUGGUCAUAAGCGGGCGCGAGAUACACGUGCCGGGGCCCUCAGUUCAGCACCGCGAGGAGGUCAUCAAUACAAUCGUCGAGGCCCAGGAUGACGAACACGAGGCAGCUCAGGAGCAGAGAGAGACGAUGCGAGCCAACAGCCGUCGCAGGGCCAAGGAACGGUCCGGUUCUUCGCCUGGCAAGUACAUUGCGGCGCCGAAGUGGCUGAGGCAAUACGCGGCGGACGCUCUUCCGACAAAGCCCUAUGCGAAGUUCAAGAAAGAGAUGGCAGACGAGGAGAGAAAUGCGAAUUUCGUCAAGCUCAUUAUAGCGUGGACUUUCUUUUUCGUAUUCUGGUUUGUCGGCUCCGCUGUAUUCAGUGCAACCGAGGGGUGGUCGUAUGGGAUCGCCAUGUACUUCUGCUUCAUUUGCUUCUUGACGACAGGUUAUGGUGAUUAUGCACCAGCCACUCCAGCUGGUCGUUCUACCUUCGUCGUCUGGGCUCUGUUUGGCGUUGCGACCAUGACCAUUCUUGUUGCCGUCAUCGAAGACGCAUGCUCUGCCAAGUAUCAAAGCGCGAUGCACUCGCAGGUGUUUGAAAUUGCCGUACGCAAGUAUCGCAAGAGCACUGCGGACGAAGCCAUCGAGGUUCCCCACGCAGAGUACCAGCUACAACGUACAGGGGCCGAUCGCAUGCGCAAUGUCAAUGCCAUCCGUAAAGGCGAAGUUUCCGUGGAGCCGGAGGAGCAGUCCAUGACAACCGUCCAGGCGCAACUGGAAGAGGCACACCAGAAAGCGCACAAAGAGCUAGAGGCGCUGCCACACGAAAUCAUACAGCAGGCGCAGACGUUCCAUGACUAUAUGCAGUUCUUCGCUAAGGGCGGUGGCCAUGAUCAAGAAGACCACGACGCGAGGAACGUGCCAAGGGCGCUGAGAGAGCUCUUGGACGAGAUCGUGACCAAUGAAGACGUCGAUGAGAGAGUCAAGCAGGAGAUUCUGGCAGACGACGACGCCAAACAUACGCUCUUCAUCUUGAGUAUAGAGCGCGCAUUGAAGACGAUGAUACAUUCCGCCGACAGCGCUUUGCAGGCCAUCGCGGAUCGUGACACGCUCGUAGCCAUACAGACUGAGCAGCGUGUCAAAGCUCCGGGCGGCAGCCAGGAACAUGAAGCCGAGGUAGCAGAGCAUAUAGGUGAAGACUCAACAGCCGAGGAUAGUCAGAACUCUCCGAGCAGCCCGAGUUCUUCGACACACGACUCCACAGCUGCCUCUCGCCAGGAACGCCAGGAAGAGCCCUCGACAACCUCAUCUCCAUCAUCAACCCCCUCAGACUCUGGUCCUCGCUCAUCUGACACAUCACCUGGUGGCAAACCUAUGAACGACAACCGCCGUUCCGGACAAAGAAUUGUUGCGAUUGAUUUUGCUCACGCAUCGUCAUGAUGAUUCACGACUUAGUUACGCUCACACACCCACUCAUCAUAUCCACAGCACUGUAUCUGCUACUAGCAUCUCAAGCUUGAUACCACGUCGGACUCAUCUCUCGCAUUGACCCACAACAAUUGUACCAUCUUAUACGCAGACGCCAAUCAUGACAUACAUAUUCACGACCGGUACCGGUGGUACCUCU